Quercus robur (English oak) is the source of this 3077-nucleotide messenger RNA. RefSeq names its product transcription factor GTE4. The transcript is spliced from 5 exons. Lineage: Eukaryota; Viridiplantae; Streptophyta; Magnoliopsida; Fagales; Fagaceae. The record is from RefSeq and is a predicted model, not a curated record. Gene Ontology annotation, molecular function: protein binding. The coding region runs from base 543 to 2681 and encodes 712 amino acids.
UUCGCCACACGAAUACCUCCGCUGCCGUACACCUGUCAGAUAAGAUUACACACACGGAGCAAGAUCGAUAUACAAAAUAAAUAAAAUAUAUUUUUAGAGAGAGAAACUGUUUUUUUUUUUUUUCUAGAGAGAGAAAGUCGAACAAACAAGAUCUGAUCGAACAAAUUCCCCCGAAGGUACCGAAAAAGCUCUUCGAAACCCUACUUCUCCUUGUAAGCCCUAACUCUCUCUCUCUCUUUCUCUCUCUUUUUGUCUCUCUGUCUCUGAGUACGUAUUUUUGUAUGUGAAUCUGUUUGUAUGUGUUUGUAGGUUUUGUGUGUCAACGUUACGAUUUGUGGGUUCUUUUUUCGAAAUAGCGUAGCUGUAAAUUGAAUUUGGGAAUUUUUUUUUUCAUUUCCGCUGUGUGGAAGAGAGAGGAGUGUGAAAUUAGGGUUUUUUUUUUUUUCUUUCUUGGUGGUUGUUUGGUGGAGAGAAAAACCCUAGGUUUGGAAAUUUGGGGAUAUUUUUGAUUUUGUGUGGGAGAAAAUUAGGGUUUUGGAUGUAUGGCUUCGGGGCCUAUAGUUGGAGAUGGAGAUGGACCUAGAGAGAGGCAGAGGUAUACGGAGAGUAAGGUGUACACUAGAAAAGCCUUCAAAGGCCCCAGGAAAAACAACCCCACCCUCACUACUCUCACCACCCUAAACACCACCACCACCACCACCGCCACCGCAGCUGCCGCCACCACCACCGCUACAACCACCACUACUACACCCAGCAACAAGGAUAAUAAUAACGAGAACAACGUCAAGAUUAAUGAGAACGUCAACAAGGACAGUGAGAAUGACAACGAGAAUAAUGAGAACAUCAACAAGGACAGUAAGAACGUCGACAAGGACAGUGAGAACGUCGACAGGGACAAUGAGAGCAAUAGGGAAAAUGAGAACACCGACAAUAAGAGCAACGAGAAUGACGAGUUGGCUCGGGAACCAUCACCAAAGGCAGUGUUAGCAUCAGAGGAUGGGAAUUCGGCUCAGAAACAACAGCACAUUUUGAGGCUUGAUGUGGGGUCGGAUGACUCGUCGAGCCUCAACCGGCAACAGGAGCAGCCAGCAGUGGCAGUCCCUGUCACUCGGGAUGAACCAGUGGGGAAUGGGGCGGUGAAGAUGGGGGAGAACAGGGUGAAGAUUAAUUUGGGGUCAAGGUCAAAGCAGGAGAUGAGGGACCUUAGAAGGAAGCUGGAGGGUGAGCUGGAUAUGGUGAGGGGCUUGGUGAAGAGGAUUGAAGCGAAGCAGGGGCAGAUUGGUGGGUAUAGUCAUUCUCAUAUGUUGGUGAAUGAUGGGGUUGAUAAUGGUGGCGGUGCAGCCAAGCGGGUUCACUCAGAGGUGGCUUCUGUUGGUGUUGGUAUUGGUAUUGGUGUUCCUCGUGAGGUGCAUAGGCCAUUGCACCAGUUGAAUUUAUCAGUGUUGGAGAAUAGUCAAGGGGUGAGUGAAAAUGUGGAGAAAGAGAAGAGGACACCGAAAGCGAACCAGUUUUAUCGGAAUUCAGAGUUCUUGCUUGCAAAGGAUAAGUUUCCACCAGCAGAGAGUAACAAGAAGUCAAAAUCAAAUGGGAAGAAGCAAGGUGGAGGAGAAUCGGGACAUGGGUUUUGGAUGGGUACCAAGUUUUACAAGAGUUGUAGCUCUUUGCUUGAGAAAUUGAUGAAGCACAAGCAUGGUUGGGUGUUUAAUGCUCCUGUCGAUGUAGAGGGUCUUGGCUUGCAUGAUUAUUUUACCAUUAUCAGGCAUCCGAUGGACUUGGGUACUGUGAAAUCAAGGCUGAACAAGAAUUGGUACAAGUCUCCAAAGGAAUUUGCAGAGGAUGUGAGACUUACGUUUCACAAUGCUAUGACCUAUAACCCGAAAGGACAAGAUGUUCAUCUAAUGGCGGAGCAGCUAUUGAAGACAUUUGAGGACAGGUGGGCUAUAAUAGAGUCGGAUUUUAACCGUGAGAUGAGGUAUACAAUGGAUUAUGCAGUCGUACAUUCUACACCUACGUCAAGAAAGGUUUCUCAUUUUCCACCACCCCCACUUGAUAUGAGAAGGAUUUUGGAUAGGUCAGAGUCAAUAACAAACUCCUUUGAUCCUAAGUCAAAACCAAUGAGUAUUACUCCUUCCGCUAGGACCCCUGCUCCAAAGAAGCCUAAGGCAAAAGAUCCCCAUAAGAGGGAUAUGACUUAUGAUGAGAAGCAAAAACUCAGCACAAACCUUCAGAAUUUACCUUCAGAGAAACUAGAUGCCAUUGUGCAGAUUAUUAAGAAGAGGAAUUCUGCACUUUGCCAAGAAGAUGAUGAAAUUGAAGUUGACAUUGAUAGCGUGGAUGCUGAGACACUUUGGGAGCUUGAUAGGUUUGUAACCAAUUACAAGAAGAGUUUGAGCAAGCACAAGAGGAAAGCUGAGCUUGCAAUUCAAGCCCAAGCAGAAGCUGUGCAGAAUGUUCAGGAAAAGAUUCCAGCUCCAGUUGUGGAAGAGGUGCCAAAAGAAAGCAAAAUAGAUGAAAUGAUUGUUUCCAAUUUGUCACCUGUUCAACCAGAAAAACAGGUGGACAAUGGGAGUAGGUCAAGUAGUUCAAGCAGCUCUAGCAGUGAUUCGGGAUCGUCUUCAAGUGACUCUGAUAGUGAAAGUUCAUCAGCAUCUGGAUCGGACGCAGGGUCACCAAGGAAUUAACCAUGUUCUGUAUCUCAGAAAUUUAGACUAGAUGGUGAUCUGUCAUAUGGUGAUUUGAAACUUUGAAUCUGCAUUCAUUGGAAGCGUUAUCAGGGCCACCAGCCAUCUUGCCAUUGUGGGGUGGGGGUUUGUUUCUUGCUGUUGCUAGAACACGUGCCUCAUUAUCUGCUUGUGACACCUUUGUCAAGUCACAAAUUUGUAUAAUAUUGGUAGGAUGUGAUGAUAAUUAGAAAUAGUUGGUUUGUUGUGCGUAGCAUGUGUACAUUGCUAACUACUGCAUCUCAUUUAGAUUUCAGUUACUUGUUUUCAGUUUAGUGCUGGCAGAUUCAGGAUUCUUUGGUGUUAUACAAAGAAUAUUCUCUAAUUCAAGUUCUUGAAGUCAUAAUUGGUCCAUGA